GUACGGAAACUCGCUUAAGUACUGUAAACUUUUCGGUUCGCCUAUACUUUUGGCUAUUUUCGUAAGCAUGACUAUAUUUGAAUUUCUAUUCACAAUUUAAUUAUUUUUUUCGUACGACAUGGCUGCCAUUCGCCAUACCUUACAUAAAGAAGUUUUUCUUCCAAAUGAUGAAAGAUUAGUGGGCGUUGUAAAUGUUGCGAAGGCUAGCAAGAAAAAGAAAACAGCAUAUUUGUGUUUAGCAGUCAAUAAUGAAAAACCAUCAUUGAUUACUGUAAGUCAAGUAAAAAAAUCGGACAAAGAAGGUUAUAAGAAAAAAUGCUCAUGGCAAUUGCGAGAAUUAAAAUUAGUUGACGGCAAAGACGAAAACAAAACUAUUGCAGAAUUUGAUUUGCACUUUGAAAAAGUUUAUAAAUGGAUUGCAAACAGUGUCGCAGAAAAACAUUCAUUUAUUAAAUGCCUGUGGAAAUUUUGUAGUCAUCUGCCUCGUCAAAAACCAACUUUCAUUAAUAUUCCAAAAGAUUUAUUGCAGGAUCAAGAUAAUUCUCCAAAAAUGGGAGUUGUGACACCACAAAUAGGUGAAGAAGUUACUGUUUUAGAACCAGAAGACUAUCAAGCUCUGACCUCACGUGAAGAAUCUGAUCUGGAAUCAUUGAUGGCUCAAUAUGAUUUUGUGAUUGGAAAUGCCGAAGAAUUCACAGAGCAACUUGCACGGGAACUCUCAGAAUUAGAUGCUGCUAAUAUUCGUUCAAUCUUGGCUUCUGAACAAAAGGUUCAAGGUCUUAUGAAUAUGCUCCAAACAUCACUAGAUGAAGUUUCUGAAUUGGAAUCUCGUCUGGAUAUUUAUGAUGAUAUCUUGAAAAAUGUGAAGGAUAGUGUUGCACAGAUGGAAGAAAAAGAUGCCCGCAUGAAAAUUCAACACAAAAACAAUAUUAAACUCUUAGUAGAAUUGGAAAGUAUGGUUGGAAAAUUAGAUAUCUCGGAAAAGCAUAGAUUGGCAUUAGAUGGAGAUCUGAAGACAUCAGAUGGAAUUGCUGCUUGCACAGCAGCUGCUAAAGCUCUGCGAGAAGCAACUAAUGCUCAGAUCCAUCCAGGAUUAAUGAAAAUGUCUGCUUAUACUGAACAGAAAGCAGAGUUAGAUAAACUCCAGGGAAAGUUCAUUCUUAGACUAAGUCAUCAUCUUAACAAUCUCUUUUUACAUUUGGGUAAUACAUGUGAGGAGAACCUAACUCAUUUAGCAAGUGAUCUUAUUUUACCACAGCAUACUAAUUGUCAUCGUCAACUCUUACCUUAUACAGAUCUUAUGACUUGGGUAAGGGAUACAGAGUCUAACACUUAUAGUCAGCUCUGCCGUGUUUAUACUUCGUCAUUAUGUAAGCUUUAUGAAAAGGAAAUUAAAUUUUUAUUUGAACUUGCCAAAGAAAAAGUCAGUAAAAAUGGAUUUGACCGCAAAUACAAAACACUGACAUCAGGACAGGAUCCUGUCACAAAAUCAUCUAUGAAAGCAAAAUCAAUUUCUCUUUUAGGCUCGGAGCAGUUUGGUUCCGAUCUAGAUGUUGAAGAAUGGGAAAAUUUUGAUCGCAUCCUAGAGAGUCUUCUUAGUGCACUUGAACCUAUUUGCUUGGCUGAGCAGCAGUUCUGUAUGCAGUUCUUUGGACUUCAAUCAGAUGUAACUGCUUCCCAUAGUAACCAACAGCUUGCUGUUCCUCCAACACCAGGCUUGCGCCAUGCUGGAAGUGAAGAACUACUAGCCAGUGCCCAACGUAAAGAGAAGCAAAUCAAUGAGGAAUUGCGAAGAAUGAUGGGAGAAUUGUUUGCAGUAUUAGAACCUGAAUUAAUAAGCUUCAUUUCUCAUUUUGAUAAGAUUGACGGCUUCCACUCAAUGUAUGUGCUUGUUCGUAUGAGUGAGCAUGUGAUGUCUGCUCGUGAUACUGGAUCGUAUCUCAACAUGACAUUUGCUGGUGUACUGGUACAAGCUAAGCGAAAUUUUGAUCGUUUCAUGCAAGCCCAGAUUCGAUCAAUCGAGGAGGCUAAAGUGUCAAGAAAGUCUCGAUGUGGCAUAUUGCCAUUUGUUGCAAAUUUUGAGACAUUUGCCCGGCGAGCUGAGAGUAUCUUCAAGAAUUCUGAACGUCGCACUGACUUAGACCGAUGGUAUGCAAAACUGAUGCGAGUUAUCUUUGAUCAAGUUAAUGCAAUUUCUUUGGAGCAUCCUAAAACACCACAAGAGGUAGUGCAAAUGGAAAACUUUCAUCACCUCUUCACUGUACUCUUUCAGUUGAAGAUUGCUUGUCUCGAGGCUGAACGGAAAGAAGCAAAACAACGAUAUAAUGAUGCUCUCCAAGGAUAUGUUACUCAGUAUUUUGGCCGUCCACUGGAAAAGCUUAAUUUGUUUUUUGAAGGUGUUCAAUCUAAAGUUGCACAAGGUGUGAAAGAGAGUGAAGUAGGAUAUCACCUAGCCUUCAGCAAACAGGAGUUGCGUAAGGUGAUUCGUGAGUAUCCUGGGCGAGAAGUGAAACGUGGACUAGAAAGUCUGUAUCGAAAAGUAGAGAAACAUCUGUGUGAAGAAGAAGGCUUGCUACAAGUUGUUUGGCAUUCAAUGCAAGACGAGUUUAUUCGACAAUACAAAUAUAUUGAAUCCCUUAUUGAAAGGUGCUAUCCAGGUGCAAAAAUAACUUUAGAAUUUUCCAUAAAUGACAUCCUUGAAUUUUUCUCGGAGAUUGCUAGAUCUCAUUGAUCUUAUUUCCAAAAGUUGAAUGUAUCUUUUUUUCUAGCAUGUAACUAGUUGAGAACUUUGUAAAUAAGAAAUAUAAGAUAUAAUGCAUAAUUUAUAUAAAGCUUGCUGCUUUUAUAAUAUAUUAUACAAAAACUGAUGAUGAAAAUUUUAAUUAUAAACAUAGGAUUGAUUUUUUUUUUUUUGCUCGUUAUUUCAAAUUUAAAUCUAAAUGAGCUACAUAGAAUUGUUACAUAAAUCAGAAAAAUAUCUAUGUUGAUAUCAGUUUAUUUGAUAACAGCAUUUACUAUAUUCAAUUGUUUUACUACUUAUGUACUCAUUCAUAGCAAUUGAAACUUAAGUUAUUAAUAGUCUAGAUAUGUGGCAGUUUUUUUUUAAUAAAUAAUUUUAAAUUUGACAAUCCCAUCUUGAUGAAAUCAAAUUAUCUUGGAAUGAGUUAUAAUUUUUUUUUCUUCUUCUUAACUUUCAGGUACAAUGAUUGUAUUAAAUUAUAAAUAGCCAUAUUCCUUGAAUUUCAGAUAAUUUGUUGUUUUUGGUAAAAUAGAAAAAUGUUAUAUAGAAAAUAAGUCAAUCGCAAUUUUGACCUAACAUUCCAUUUUCUUGAAAGAUUUAUUAUUUAUCUUAAUUUGGGAAGGAUUCUAGCUAUCUUAUGAAAUAAGAAUAUUAUAAGAAUUUAAUAUAUUUCUUCUAUAAAAUUUUAUAUAAACUAAAAUUUUCCGUGAUUUUAAAAGAGUACUGGAAGUAAAUAUUUGGUUAAAAGAUUUAAUAGUGAAUUAUCAAGCAUAAUGUUCUGAUAACUGUUUUCAAAUACUGACAUUUGUACAAUUUUAAAAGGAAGGGAAAUGGUUUUUGCAAAUUUUAUCAAGCACUGUUAUUGUAAUUUGAAAUUCAGAAAAGGUAAUUUGUAACUAUGUACAAUGCCUUAAAUGAAAACAGUUUCUGUUUACUGGAACUUUAUUUUAUCGUAUCAAUAGAAUAACAUAUUUUUUCCCUACUACUUAUGAAACUAAAUAAAAAUAUUUUUUAAUUUAUAAGAAGUUUCUCUUUUAGAUAUAUAAUCAACAAAUUAUAAUUUUAAUGGAGAAGGAAAUUUGUAAAAGUUAGACAGCCCAAUUACAAUAUUUUAAUUGAAAGUUGUACUGAAACACUUCGGUGAAGUCUUCAUUAAUAAAUUAAACAAUACUGGUCUCUAUAUAUCUUCUGCAGCAUCCCUAAUUCAUUUUGAUGUACAAAUUUAAAUCUGCAAUUGACAAUUUGAUACAAUUUUGCUUCUGUUGCAAUUAACAAAAAUAGUUCUUGAUAUGCUCUGUGGAGAAUGAAGAACUAUGGAAUGGUAAUUCCUUUAUUUAUUUCUUGACCUUUGAGGUUAAUGGUAGAAUGAUGCUAUACUUUGAACUGUUUUAUCUUCUGCAUUCCUCUAAUAUUAGAACAGAAGUAAAAAAAAAUUAAAAAUUUGUUUCCAAGAUGAAUAAGUUUUUACAAACUUAUUUCAAAAUAAUAAAAGAAUAUAAUUAACUAAUGAUAAAUAAAAAAUUAUUAAAAUAGUUAUGCAUUAUAGUUGAAUUAAGAUAUUUUUUUAAUUGCAUAUGUUGAAUGUGAAAGAAGGCAGGAUGUUGACAUGUUUGUAUUAUCCUGUGUGAAAUUAUUUUAAUACUGUUUUAAGAAGAGUUAAUUUAGAAUAGAUAAAGGAUGACUGUUUGAAGAAUAUCAAUAACCCUAAUUAUAUCUAUAGUUAUUUUAAAGUUACAGUUUUUCAUCCAGGCAGUUUAUAUAAUUUUAUCAGAGCCUGAAUACUAACUUUGAAAAAAAAAAAGUUCAGUGUUGUGUAAAGCAAGAUAGCUUAUAAGUACUUGCUGUGAUUUGAAUGAAUGAAAUAAUUUUCAAUAGUCACUUGAACAUUGAGGUAAAUGUUUUUGAUUGGAAUAAAAAAUUAAAUCUUCAGUACUUCCUAAAAAAUAUAUCUUCUUUUUUUUAUACUAAUUAAUCCAUAAAAUUUUCUUGUAAAUAAAUACCAAAGCAAUAUCUUGUAUGUGCUUUUAUUUUAUUCAUUUGUGCAAAUUUUCAUUGAUAAGGAAGGGAAGGAAUAAAAGAAACAAACUUAUAUUAAUUAGAUAGUAAAUUAUUGAAGACUAAUUUUAAAAAAUAUGUAAAUAAACAUAGUUGUAUAAAGUUGGACUUAAAAGUUAUUAUAACACACAUUCCAAUUAUCCAAAACAUAAUAGCUGUUAUAGAAGGAAAAUAUAUUAUGAUGAUAAAAACUGUAUUUUAUAAAAUUUACUAUAGUAUGAUAUAGAACUAACAAAAACACAAAGGAAGUUAAUAUGAUAUAAGUAACUGUUUUUGAUUAUUGCAGGAUAUGGAUACAGGUUGGAAAAGAAAUUUUCUAAGAUAUAUUUGGUUUUAAUAUAAA
Argiope bruennichi is the source of this 5138-nucleotide messenger RNA. RefSeq names its product exocyst complex component 1-like (gene Sec3). Gene Ontology annotation, molecular function: phosphatidylinositol-4,5-bisphosphate binding. NCBI's taxonomy places the organism in Eukaryota, Metazoa, Arthropoda, Arachnida, Araneae, Araneidae. The transcript has a single exon. The coding region runs from base 119 to 2731 and encodes 870 amino acids. The record is from RefSeq and is a predicted model, not a curated record. Gene Ontology annotation, biological process: Golgi to plasma membrane transport; exocytosis. Gene Ontology annotation, cellular component: plasma membrane; exocyst.